AUGGCUUACAAUAAUCGCAUGAGCCAGCAAUUCCAUGGCCAACAGCACAACCGGUCCCGCAAGAAGGAAGAUGACAAUGACGCACUAAUGCGCCUGCCCGACAAGGAGAUCGCAGGAUGCAUCAACGAUAUCGGGAUCCCGUUUAGCGCGGCCGACCUGGCCAAGCCCAAUCCCCAGCAAAUCCAGAUGGUGUUUGAAUGGUUCGCAGAAUUGCUCAUGAAUGUCACACGUGAGACAGUUGAACCCGCAAUGCAUGCAGCUGCAGAAGAUAUUUGUGGCGACUAUCCUGAUAUCGUGUCAAACGAGACGCGCAACCUCAUGGGAUUCUUUGUCAGCCUUAGGGCGCUGUUAGCAGAGUGUGGUGUCAACGACUUCACCUUUACCGACCUGACAAAACCAACCCAUGACCGACUCGUUAAAAUCUUCUCCUACCUUAUUAACUUUGUGCGCUUCCGCGAGUCACAAACUCCUGUUAUUGACGAGCAUUUCAACAAGACUGAAAAGACUAAGACUCGCAUUGAAGAACUUCAUGCAGAGAAUCAGGAAAUGGAGCUACGCUUGGCGGAAAUGCGACGUAAUCAACAGGCAAAUGAGAUACAGGUGCGCGAGAAAGUCAGCCGGAAUGAUGAGCUCAAGGCCCGGCUAUUGGAAUUGGGCCGAGAACAGUCACGGGUUGCCGAGACACUUGACCGAGUCAAGGGCGAGCGAGCGCGGCGACAGCAACAGCUGGAAGAGAAGACAGAGAGAACCCUGCGGAGCCGGCAGGAGGCUGAAAAGUUGCGACCAUAUGUUUUGGAAUCUCCGGCCUCUUUGCAGUCUUCUUUGGCCGAAUUGACUGAGAACUUGAUGCGCGAAAAAGCCCAGAUUGACGCAAUGGAAAGACGCGCUAGGGCACUACAGACAUCCUCGGACACAUUUACGGUUGUUUCGAAUGAUGUCCAGGCAUGCGUAAAACUUCUAGAUGAUAUUACCACUGAGUUACAGAAGGAAGAAGAAGAGGAAUCUCGUGCUGCUCGGAAUAAGGAUGCAAUUUCAGACCGAGGCGCCAGCGUGCGAGAGGUGGAGCAGACCGAGAAACUCUUGCAGCGUCAACUCUCCCGUUGGAAUGAACGGAUUGAAACUAUUCGCAGAAAUGCGCAAGAUAAGGCGGAGGCUGCGCAAGCACGAAUGGAAGAGCUCCGAGCUGUUCAAAAGCAGCUUCGCGAGGAACGCGCAGACAAGCAGCGUGAUAUGGAGCGAAGGCGAAUCCGCAUCGAGCAGACAGAGAAGAAGAUGGUUGAUCUCAAGGAGAACAUUGAGAGCGAAGUUCAAGCGGCUCAUGACCAGUAUCUAAAGCUAGAAUCACACAUCAAGCUCUACAUAUCUGAGAUGGAAAAGUCGCUGUGA
This is a messenger RNA of Penicillium taxi, 1386 nucleotides long. It is a transcript of the gene nuf2, whose product is annotated as kinetochore-associated Ndc80 complex subunit NUF2. The transcript is spliced from 4 exons. The record is from RefSeq and is a predicted model, not a curated record. Lineage: Eukaryota; Fungi; Ascomycota; Eurotiomycetes; Eurotiales; Aspergillaceae. The coding region runs from base 1 to 1386 and encodes 461 amino acids. Gene Ontology annotation, molecular function: protein-containing complex binding. Gene Ontology annotation, cellular component: kinetochore; Ndc80 complex. Gene Ontology annotation, biological process: kinetochore organization; meiotic chromosome segregation; attachment of mitotic spindle microtubules to kinetochore.